Messenger RNA from Dovyalis caffra, 546 nucleotides. NCBI's taxonomy places the organism in Eukaryota, Viridiplantae, Streptophyta, Magnoliopsida, Malpighiales, Salicaceae. The record is from the annotation of a GenBank genome assembly.
AUGCUGCAGCAAGCGGGAAUUAAGUUCAAGGCAUUGCCAGAUGAAUCCUUGCUUGACAUAAGAGCCUGGAAACCUAUCUCAGAAGAGCAACAGAUUUCAGCCAAGAGAGGGGAGUUACAUAUGCCUCCCCUUGAAAUGGACAACAAUACUGAAUGUCUGCUCCGAAACCUCAUGGCGUUGGAGCAGCUACAUUAUCCAGGAGAGGAGUACAUUUGUCGUUAUGUUAAACUACUCGAUUUCCUGGUGGACGUCGAAAAAGAUGUGGAUUUGCUCAUUGAAAAUAAAGUUAUUAUUAGCAAGCUUGGUGACAGUGAAGCGGUGACGAAUCUUGUUAACAGACUUUGCCGAGAAAUGGUAGAAGUUUCUUCCAGUUUCGACCCUCUCUCCAAACUGCUAAACGAUUACUAUGAGAGCUCCUGGAACAAAAACAAGGCGUACUUGGUAAGUGUGUAUUUCAAAAAUGUUUGGAUAGGCACUGGUACUGUUGCUGGAUUUCUCAUCCUGGCCAUCACUUUGGCACGGUUUAUCCUGUACUUUGUGCGUUAG